Anneissia japonica is the source of this 4375-nucleotide messenger RNA. Its product is annotated as glutathione hydrolase 7-like. Gene Ontology annotation, molecular function: glutathione gamma-glutamate hydrolase. The transcript is spliced from 15 exons. The coding region runs from base 121 to 1992 and encodes 623 amino acids. Gene Ontology annotation, biological process: glutathione catabolic process. Gene Ontology annotation, cellular component: plasma membrane. Lineage: Eukaryota; Metazoa; Echinodermata; Crinoidea; Comatulida; Comatulidae. The record is from RefSeq and is a predicted model, not a curated record.
UGGAGCGUUUCAUUACUGAUUUUGUUUUUGGAGUGGCUUAGGCUAGGCUUGAUUAAUUCAAGUGGUGUCAAGGCGUAUCUGUCUUUAUCAUUUUAUACUGCUCCAGAAAAACGAACAUAUAUGGCUUCUGGUAAACCGCGUUAUGAUGCGUUUGUUGACAAUGGCGAUGAAGAAUCUGGUGGGAUGUCAGCAAAUGUGUCAGUAAAAGAUAAACAAUCUCUGAUUAUUGAUGGGAAUCCCAAGUUUCAUGAAGCUGUUCCACUGAAGGAUACCCAUGCAUAUCAACAUGAGACCAUCUGUGGCUUUGAUGGCCUCAAGGUCAUCAUCCUCUCUUCUAUUAUUUUUGGAUUUGCUAUCACCAUUGCCAUGGUGAUUACUAUUGUGAUGGGUGAAGAACAGGUUGUGCCCCAUGGAGCUGUUUCAUCUGACGCUCAAGAAUGCUCCAAUAUUGGAGCCGAUAUUUUGAAGAGCAAGGGGUCUGCAGUCGAUGCUGCAAUCGCCACCAUGUUCUGCAUUGGUGUGGUGCACAGUCAUAGCGCUGGGCUUGGAGGUGGUGGAUUCAUGAUGGUGUAUGAUAGCUUCAGCGAAAGUCGUACCGUGUUUGACUUCCAAGCCGCGGCCCCUUUGAAUGCAACUGAAAAUAUGUUUCAAAGUAACCCGGAAUUGGCACGAUAUGGUGCAAAAGCCAUUGCUAUACCUGGUGAGCUUCUCGGAAUGCAAGCAGCAUACGAUACUUAUGGAAGGUUGAAAUGGAAUGACCUCGUUGCCCCUGCAUCUAAACUUGCUCGGCAAGGAUUCAAAGUUUCCACAUCUCUCGCCAAUGCAAUCAGUGCGACUGAUGCAGAGCAGAUGUCGGAAGCAUGGAGAAAUCUUUACAUGCCGAAUGGAACUCCACUGCAGGUUGGAGACACCCUAGUAAUGACCAAUCUUGCAAACACACUGGACACGAUUGGACACAAUGGUGCCAGGGCUUACUUCAUGGAACAGCUCCAGAAAGAUAUGCUUAAUGUGGUUGAUGGAAGUGAUGGCUUGAUAGAUAAUAAAGACUUCGACAAGUAUGACAUCUUCACAACGACACCUAUUUCAGUGGAUUAUGCCAAUUUCUCGAUUUUUAGUCCACCAGCUCCAAGUGGAGGUCCUGGACUGCUCUCCAUCUUAAAGAUCCUCAGUGGCUACAAUUUGUCUACUGAUGCAACUCUCCGUUACCACUAUACAAUUGAGGCUAUUAAAUUCGCCAAGGCUCAGAUGUUGCACUUAGGAGAUCCAAAUUUUGUGACCACUGUUGAAAACUAUACGGACGCCAUGAUCAGUGAAACCACGGCAGAGAAUAUACGUUCGAUGAUAAAUUCAACGUCUACUCAUCCUAUUAGUUAUUAUACUGACUUUGCCAAUACACUGAUAUCGGGUGGAACUUCACACAUCUCGAUCUUGGAUGAGAGUAACAAUGAUCUUGUGUCCAUCACGCACUCAUUAAAUUCUGAUUUUGGCUCAGGAGUAAUGACAGAAGGUGGUAUUAUACUAAAUAACAUAAUGGAUCAGUUCUACUGGGCAGGAAAGGAUGAAACAACUGCAAUGGAAUCCACUACAAACAAUAUAGCAGGUGGAAAGCGUCCUCAAAGUUUCCAGUCGCCUUCGUUAGUGUGGGACUUGAGUGAUAAAUGUGAACCCCACAUGGCGAUAGGUGGAAAGUCUGGUAGCAAUACGAUAGAUGCUAUUGCACAAGUUUUAGUUUCUUUCCUCACAUUGGGUGAAGCUAUAGAUACAGCAACCAAUCAGAUGGAUCAUGUUUACCAUUCCCUGGAACCAAAUAUAGUAGUUGCAGAAAGUGGUGUAUCUUCUGAUGUUAUCAGUGGGUUGGAAGCGUUAGGUCACGAAGUUUCACAAAGCACAUCCAACAAUCUAAGCAUGGUCAACUCCGUGUACGAGCACUAUGACGAGAUCUACGCUUCAGCCGAUUCACGUGAACCAGAUGCAGGAUUCGUUGAAUUUUAAUAACUAAUAUAUUUUAAAUUGAACAGUUAGUUAUAAAUGGAUGUAUGGUGUAUAGUAAUAAUUUAUAAAUGGUAAUAUUUCUCUUUUUUUACCACACACCCUUUUAGGACAAACACUAUCAGAUUCUUUAAUCUACCAGACUCAACAAUGUUCGAUGAGACUUUGUUGUAUAAACAUAAUGCAUUGUUCACUCAUGGUAUGUUUGAUCAGACUUGACUUUACUAAGAAUGCACUGACAUACGAGAUUAUUAGCAAUACAUUUGGUUUCCUACAGGGAUAUAUUGUAUGUGUAAUUCAUUAUAAGCAAUCAUUUGUGUAUUUUGUGGUGGUAGUUUAAUAUCUAUUUAUAUAAUAUUGUAUUUUAAUUGGUAAAAAAUUUACUCAGAUUUGGUGCAGGGCAUUAAAAAUUGUUUAUGUAUGAGGUUGUUCUUAUUUCACUAUAUCAGAGUCUUAAUUAACACUGCUCAUCGGAUAAUAAUUGUGUUUAGACCUUUCUACUUUUGAAGAAAUUGUGCCGAUAUAUUAAUUAAUUGUGAUGCAGAUACUUUUUUAUGGUCUGGUUACUUUAGAGGCUGCAUUCAGGGCAUAUUGAGCAAUUGUAAUUUUUUCGUUAAUUUAAUUCAUAAACGAAAAUGGUCAAAAAGCACACAGUUGUCAAAGUCAGUUUUUAGAACUAAAAUUUGUACAGUCCUUUGUUGCUUUUACUUGCUUGAAAGUUAAUUGUAAUGUUAUUCCACAAUACAAUGGACCCCAUUAUUUACUUGUGCAAUGUAUUUUCUAUGUGGCAAUGUUUAUGUCUACUGGUCAUAUUUGCUAAGAGUUUUCCAUAUCCCAAUUUUGAUAAAAACAUAAUCGGGGUAGAUGUUAACUAGAAAUAAGAAAAUAUUUAUAAUUCGAUUUCUGAUUGCCUCUUUCAAAUAUUAUUUAUUAUGAUUGUGCAUUUAUAAUUAACAUUAAUAUUCACUCUAAUUUAUUCACUUAUCAGGGACAAGAGUGAUCAUGAAAAUUACAGGGUUGGUAAUUUAAGAUUUUGAUAGCUGAGGUUCUUUAUUUCUUCUAUAUCAAAAAGCAUACAGUUUUCUUCAGUUCUGUUGACACUAUCAAACUUUAUGUGACAAAUAAAUGUGAUAUGCCCAUAUUUGGGUGUAAUAUGCCCAUAUUUGGGUGUGAUUUGCCCAUAUUUGGGUGUGAUAUGCCCAUAUUUGGGUGUAAUAUGACAUCAUGUUCAUAUAUGGGCACAUCACACAAAUUUGUCAUAAAGUUUGAUAGUGUGGACAUAGCACUAGUUUAUUAAAAACCUUAAGCCUUUUUCACACUGUCAAGUUCUGUGACAAAAAUACCUCAUAUGUGACAAAUACCUCCUAUGUGGACAGGACACAGAUAUUUGUCACAUAAAUAGUGUGAAUGGAGCUUUAGGUAAUGAACAAACUAGGUCUGCAUAGAUCAUUAUGGUGUAACCAACGAUAUUUACAUAACAGUUCAGGAUGAAAGGCACCAAUUAGCCAACAAGAGAUACAGCUUCCUUACUAGUAUUCCUUAUUAGUAGUACUAAUACUGUAUGUCCCUUUUCAUUAUGCAGGUCUUCCUCUAAUUAAAGACCCCUCAAAUGGAAGAUCACCUCCAAUUAAAGACCAUAUUUCUGCAGCCCUAAAUGAAGCCCUGUCUUAUAUCUUUUUGAUAAUAUUUUUUCUAAGACCAAAGCUGGUAAAGACCAUGGAAAUUUCAGUCCCAAAUGUGGUUUUUCAUUGGAGUGAGACCUGCAUUUAUUAUAUUUCGAAGCAUGGUACAGACAAAGUAAGAUGACACAAGUCAAUAGAACCAGCACAACAGCUAUAAGAAUUAUUUCUUAGUUUGGUUUUAUCAACUGUAUACUUUAGAGUAGUUUAUUCAUCCCAUAUCAAAAUUAUUUUUAUGCAGGUGAUCAUGUUAAAGCCAAACAUUUUGAUAAUUGUGAUUAUUACAGAAUUUUUUCAAGAGCUCCACAGAACUUUCACUUAUGCUAUAGCCAAAUUUUUACGGGUUUUUUCACAAAAUUUAUAUUAUUAAAAUUUACAGAACAAUAGAAACAAGUUAUCGUAUAAUUGGACAAAAAAGUGGCAUAUAAACUACCAUUUUAUAUGAAGGUAACUCUGUUGUUGAUUUGCCUUUGUUUAUGAGUCUGUAUAUUUGCUUCCUAUUUAUGGUAUAUUCCUUGUCAUUCAGUUUCAAGUGCAAUAAAAUAGUGGCAUAUUAUUAAUUGUGAUUUUUAUCGAUGAACUAGAAUCAAUGUAGUAAAGUAUAGAUUAUUUCUUAUGGCUUUGUUCUUGGUUAACCAAGACAUCUUUGCGACUCCUGAUACUGUGUAAUUACUGUGGUUUUGAAUAAAAUCGUGAUUUCAAUUGAA